GGAGGGUGAGAGGGAAGAACGAGAUAGGCAUUUUAGUUGAUAAGGAUCUAAGGGAGCUAGUAGUUGAGGUUAAGUGGGUGAAUGACAGGUGGGUUUGGACGAGGAGGUUAAAAGACGCUUCUGGGAAAGAUUUGGAUGGGUUGGUGCGGGGUAUACCGUCCACCGAUAAGCUUAUUAUAGGGGGUGAUUUUAACGGCCACAUUGGGAGGUUGCCUGGGGAUAUGACGGCAUGCAUGGUGGCUUCGGAUUUGGAGAUAGAAACGGAGGAGAGAUCAGGUGGACGAGGAAGAAGAGGGCUAUGUCUGGUAUACCUAGGGUCAGGUGGGGGUGCAUUGACUAAGGACAAGGCCCAGGAGUUGGGGGAGAAGUUGCUGGCUAUGGGGGCCUGGAGGAGUAGCGGGGACACGAGUUGUAUGUGGUCUAUGACAUCAAGUUGUAUUAGAGAGGUGCCGAGAGAGGUGUUAGGGGUCUCGAAGGAUUUUUCUGAUGGCCAUAAAGGGAACUGGUGGUGGAAUGAAGAGGUUCAAGGGAAAGUGGAAGCCAAGAAAGCGGCAUAUCUGAAGCUAGUAGAGAGUAUAAGCGAGGGGCAAAAGAGUGCUAACAGGGAGGGGUAUAAGAAGGCUAGGAAGGAGGCGAAGUUGGCGGUUACUACGGCUAAGACCGCGGCAUUUAGUCGUUUAUACGAAGAAAUUGAAGAUAAAGGCGGGGACAAGAAGUUGUACAGGCUGGCGAAUGUGAGGGAGCGGAAGGCCCGGGAUCUGGACCAAAGGGAGAUAGGAGCAUUGUGCUGGGGGAGUUGGAGUACUCGGAGCGGCAGCUUUGGGUACUGUACACACAUACGAGUGGCGGAGGUUGUAGGGGUUAUGCACAGGAUGAGUAGGGGUAGAGCGACUGGGCAAGACGAGAUCCCGGUGGAAUUCUGGAAGAGCGUGGGUAAGGAGGGCUUGGAAUGGCUUGCUAGGUUGUUUAACGUCAUUUUUAGGACAAGGGCGAAGAAGAUGCCCGAAGAGUGGAGGCGGAGUACGAUGAUACCGUUAUAUAAGAACAAGGGGGAUGUCCAAAACUGCAAUAACUAUAGGGGUAUCAAGUUGUUAAGCCACACAAUAAAAGUGUGGGAGAGGGUGAUUGAAGGGAGGUUGAGGAGUGUGUCCAUUUCCGAGAACCAGUUUGGUUUCAUGCCGGGACGGUCGACUACUGAGGUCAUUCACAUUGUGAGGAGAUUGGUGGAGCAGUAUUAG
Molecule: messenger RNA, 1238 nt
Organism: Nicotiana tabacum (common tobacco)
Lineage: Eukaryota; Viridiplantae; Streptophyta; Magnoliopsida; Solanales; Solanaceae
Source: RefSeq, a predicted model, not a curated record